Monopterus albus (swamp eel) is the source of this 1143-nucleotide messenger RNA. RefSeq names its product fibronectin type III and SPRY domain-containing protein 2-like. NCBI's taxonomy places the organism in Eukaryota, Metazoa, Chordata, Actinopteri, Synbranchiformes, Synbranchidae. The coding region runs from base 102 to 557 and encodes 151 amino acids. Gene Ontology annotation, molecular function: protein binding. The record is from RefSeq and is a predicted model, not a curated record. The transcript has 3 exons.
CAUUCUUCUAUCUCCUGGAGGACACUGCCCAUCCUUGUCUAUCCAUCUCUGAAGAUGGCUUCACCAUAUUUUAUGGAGAUGAGGAGCUGCCAAUUACUGCAAUGGCCUUAGAUGAUAACACCUUUACCAGAUGUGUAGCAGUCCUGGGGGAUUUGAUUCCAGUGCGAAGCAGGCAUUACUGGGAAGUCAAGGUGGAUGACGAGACAGAGUUUAGGAUUGGAGUUGCAUAUCAGGCCACAGAGAGGAACUCAUACCUUGGAGCCAACAAUACCUCCUGGUGUAUGAGGCACAUUCUCACUCCCUCCAGGCAUAAGUACGAGUUUCUGCACAACGGUUGGAGUCCUGACUUGAGGAUUACAGUGAACCCAGUGCGCAUAGGAGUAGCACUGGACUACAGUAGAGGGACACUCUCCUUCUUCAAUGUGGAUCUGGAACAGCAUCUACACACCUUCCACUGUCACUUCCAAAAUUAUGUCCACCCGUGCUUUGGCCUGGACAACCCUGGAGCGCUUACUGUACACAACCGUAUAGAGGCCCCUAAGUAUGCAUUUAUCUGACACCAGCAAUCAUAACUAGUAUCACAAAAUAAAACCCUAAGGUUGUUAGGGAGUGAAAUAACUUGCUAUCAAUUGUUACCUAAGUUCUGGGUCACAGUCCCAAUAAAGAAAACCAUAACAUUGUGAAUAUCCAAAUUCAUAAAAAACACUGAUGUUUCUCAGCAGCAUAAGAUGUGUGGGCAAUAAAGGAUUUUGUUGCUUUUAUUAUAGUAUUCCAUGGGAACAGGCAUACACCAUUUUCCAAAAUAAGAAAAAGUUUCACUGAAUUUUACAGUAAGUAUACCAUCACUAACUGCAGCAGACCAAGUGUUGAAAAGGUAAGAAGGGAUUGUUUUUGACUAUCAAAAUAUGCAUCAAAAGCUAAACAAGAAAAAAAUCAAUUUGUAGUUGUAACAAUUGGACUCACUUCUGUAAAGGACAAAUCCACCCUGCAUAUUUUUACACUGUUAAAAAGACUACUGCUGAUGCGAUUUGCUUUUCUGGACCUACUCUCUCUUAGUGGUGUAGAUCAUUUUUACUUCAACGGAAAAUUUAAGAGCCUGGCAACUGCACAUUUUAGAGUCAGACCCUUGCAGUAAAAAAAAAA